UUUUUUUUUACAGUUUCUAGGCUUAGAUUUAUAAACAUUUUUGUUUUGUUCUUUGGUGUGAAGUGGAUAAUCUGUUGCUACAACCACAGACUGUUGAAGGUAGCCUAAAGAAAGCCAACAUGCUGAAGGACAUGUCCAUGCCACAGAUGGAGGGGACCUUCAAAUUGAGCUGAAUUUAUACUGUCUGCACUCCUCAGGCGCUGAUUCUUCAAGUGGAAAUGUAUAAGAGCGUGUGCCCCCCAUGCUCGGAUCCAGCGAGCGACCCGGGCAACAGCGUCUCGGAGCCGGCUACCCCGGUCAGGGAAACCCCGGUAAACCUGGAGACGCUCCGAAAAGCGGACCAUCCAGCCCCGGUUCGAAGGCAGACCUGUUCGAGCACCAACAGAGGUAUCUCAGUAACAAAGAAGACACACACUUCUCAAAUCGAAAUAAUUCCCUGCAAGAUCUGUGGAGACAAAUCAUCAGGCAUCCAUUAUGGCGUGAUAACAUGUGAAGGCUGUAAGGGCUUCUUCAGGAGGAGUCAGCAGAGCAAUGCAGCCUACUCCUGCCCCCGUCAGAAGAACUGCCUGAUUGACCGCACCAGCCGCAACCGCUGCCAGCACUGCCGGCUGCAGAAGUGCCUGGCAGUGGGCAUGUCCAGAGAUGCGGUGAAGUUCGGUCGCAUGUCGAAGAAGCAGCGAGACAGCCUGUACGCUGAGGUCCAGAACCGACUGCAGCAGCAGCAGCGCGACCACCAACAACAGCCUGGAGAGGCGGAGCCGCUCACACCCAGCUAUGGCCUCUCAGCCAAUGGACUCACAGAGCUCCACGACGACCUCAGCGGCUACAUAGACGGUCACACCCCCGAUGGCAGCAAACCAGACUCAGCGGUCAGCAGCUUCUACCUAGACAUCCAGCCAUCCCCUGACCAGUCAGGCCUGGAUAUCAACGGCAUCAAGCCGGAGCCCAUCUGCGACUUUGCCCCCGGCUCUGGCUUCUUCCCUUACUGCUCCUUCACCAACGGAGAAACGUCCCCCACCGUGUCCAUGGCUGAACUAGAGCACCUGGCCCAGAACAUCUCCAAGUCACACAUGGAGACAUGUCAGUACCUGAGGGAAGAGCUGCAGCAGAUGACCUGGCAGGCCUUCCUGCAGGAGGAGGUGGAGAGCUACCAGAGCAAGCCCCGGGAAGUCAUGUGGCAGCUGUGUGCUAUCAAAAUAACAGAGGCCAUUCAGUAUGUGGUGGAGUUCGCCAAGCGCAUCGACGGCUUCAUGGAGCUGUGUCAGAAUGAUCAGAUAGUGCUGCUGAAAGCAGGCUCUUUGGAAGUUGUGUUUGUCAGAAUGUGCCGUGCCUUUGACUCGCAAAACAACACAGUCUAUUUUGAUGGAAAGUAUGCCGGACCUGAUGUGUUCAAGUCAUUAGGCUGUGACGACUUGAUCAGCUCCGUCUUCGAGUUUGGGAAAAACUUGUGUUCUAUGCACCUGUCUGAGGAUGAGAUCGCCCUGUUCUCCGCCUUUGUGUUGAUGUCUGCUGACCGGUCUUGGCUUCAGGAGAAAGUGAAAGUGGAGAAACUCCAGCAGAAGAUCCAGCUGGCGCUCCAGCACGUCCUGCAGAAGAACCACAGAGAGGAUGGUAUACUUACAAAGUUGAUAUGCAAAGUGUCGACACUGCGAGCGCUGUGCAGUAGGCAUACAGAGAAGCUUACAGCUUUCAAAGCAAUAUACCCAGACAUUGUGCGUGCCCACUUCCCCCCCUUAUACAAGGAGCUGUUUGGAUCAGACUUUGAGCAGUCCAUGCCCGUUGACGGGUAGCAGCCCUGCCAGGUGCCAGUGUGCCCACCGUAGGGGAAUGUGGAGGAGGAAUCUGAGACACUUUAUUGGUGCCCUGCACAAACCAGAGCGGACAGAUGGCACACUAUUCAACUUCUUCUUUUACAUCGAAGGGGAGGGCUUUUAGGGAGUUGAUUCUCAAGGUUUACUUUGUUGAAUUAAGUUCUCGUUUGGAAGACUUGUGGGACCCGACACCCCAUGGGACACGAAGAGGAGAGAGGGACAAAUCAUUUCUGUUUGGCUGAACUUGACCCUCUUUUGCGCAUUUGGAAAAUAAAACCCUUGAUUUAUGUUUUCAUCAGUAUUAUGAUUUGUCCGUACAUCAGAGUUCAAAUUGUAUAAACAAUUCAUGAGGCAGUUUUGGAUUCAUCAUUGCUGGAGACAUCUCCAUUUGGAAGAUCUGUCUAAUAAAUCAGUGUUAUUUUCAAGUUAUUCCCCAAAAACAGAUUAGCAUUUUUCACUCUCAAAAAUCAUCUAUCCUCCAAACUGAAAAUAAAUCAGCCAUGAAUGCGUACACUUCGGUAAAGUUCAGCCAUGUUUUUCUCUUGAUUUCAGCCGUAUCUUUUGGACAAAGUUCUUGGAAUGAAAACUCACAGCGACUUUGAGGGAGGGGUCUGUCAGCAUGGUGAUGCAUUUGGCACCUCUCUAUGGACAAUCGUUUAAAAAAAGGAAAAAAAAAGAAACAUGGAAUUCUGGUAAUUCUAAUGAAAACGCAAUGAUUUUAGCUGUCAAAGACUCCAUCCACCAUUGUUGCAUAGUGAAAUCAUGUAAGGCCAUCUGCUAUUAAUCCUUCUCUGGACAGGUGCCCUGGAGAAGCAAAGGGCACCAACACAAUGAAAAGGGUCCAUUCCACCUGUUUUAUAAUGUACUACAGGGUAUAUGGUCAUAAGUACUUACUAUACAGAAAAAAGUAAUGUUUAUAGAAUCUAUUUUAAAUAACAUGUAUGAUAUUAGUAGUUAGACCAUUCUUAAUUGUUGAAUUGAUAAGGCACUUUUAUUUACACCUUUCUUUAAUUUAAGACUUGUAUAUUUACCUAGUGAUGUGUUGCAUGUGCACAAGAAAUACAAGUUGAACCAUGGUCACAGAGGCUAGUCCUGGGAGCUGCAGAUGAAACUGGUCUAGAAGUGUAAGGGCUGUCUGUUAGGACUGCUGGCGUGGCUGCUGGUUGGUGAACGAAAGAGGCAUGGAUGAGAAGGCAGGUUAGAGACGCUCUAUCACCUGUGUUACCUCAACAACACCUGUCAAAAUGUAGCUCUGAUUCUCCUUUUAGGGAGUAUGCACACACACACAGGAAGUCUCAUGGUUUUUCUGGAUCAAACCAAGGUGUUGUACGGUGACAUUUAUGAUAUUUCUAAAUGAUUCUGUAAUUUUUUGGUACUUAUUUUACUGUGAAAAUCCUCACAUCUUAUGUAAAGAAGGGCACAAGAAACAUGCAAAUCAUACAUUACCACAGCCAAGGCUUCAAAAACAUUGAAUAUCUAUGUAGUUUAGAUCCCACAAAGACUGUAAUCCAACUCUUCCAUCUAGUGGAAGGUAAUGAUACAGCAUGCAAGUUCACAAUCCAACAAUGAAGACAAAAGGUGUAACCUAAAAGCACAUUUAUAAGCCUCUGUCAAAAUGUUUUCAGUGUUUUUUUUUUUUUUUUUUUUACUAGCGACUUUAUCUGCCUUCUCAGCGCAGCCUCGGCCCAGCAAUGCCACCACAGAGCACAGAAGGAACAGUGAAGGGAAAAGUGAAUAUUCAAAGCCUUGUCUGGUAGUAAAGCUUCUAUUUUUGUAACACGUUUUGGUUAAUAAACUCAUGAAAGAGAAGGAGGGAGAGAAAAAGAUGUCAGGUAGCACUUAACUAUAUUCCCGCAAUAAUUAGACUAGCCGUUGUUUGUAUGAUUAGGGGAGAAACAUAAAAAUGGUAGGACAAGUGCUAUUUUCAGAAUGCUUUGUUGUUGUGUUUCUGUUUUGUUGAGUGUGUCUUUCUUGUCAGUGUGGUAGUAAAGUGGUUUUAAAAAAAAAAAAAUCCUCGUCGUGCCAAACAGUAGUCGUUGCUUCCGCUUUCCAGUCUACUCGUCUAUAAUGUAGAAUGGAUACCUAAGACAUUCCAGCAAUCUCAGUAGCGGCUUCUUGAAUAUCUUUCAAAAAACAGCAAAAAAAAACGAAGAAAAAAAAAAGUUAUCCCUUUAGAAACCCAACAAAGCAUGUUAAUACAUCUGUCACCAACCCUAACAUAGACCCCAGUUGUUUGUCUAUUGUCUCUCUGUUUGCACACGAUCAUUCCUCUGCCGUGCAAUUUGUACAAGGCGUUAAUGCCUUGUGCUGUCACCCCUCAGGGAAGAGUUUCUUUUGCGCUUUCUGUUUGAGAGGACAUUUGUUUGUGCUCAUUAGAUUUAAUUUAUGUUGUUUUUGUCAGGGAUGUUCCAUGAGAAGUGGUUGAGGUUUGAAUAUUCAUCACUGAGUGGUUCAGAGUGUUUUUUUUACAUUAUUGAUGUCCUUCUGGGGGCCUCAAGCCGCUCAAAGGCCACUGCUACCCUACGGUCAAGUUCAACAAAAUGUCAUUUCUAACAACACAAAACCCCAUCACUUAAAAAAAAAAAAAACAACGCAGUUUUGUCAGCACACAGCAUAUUCCUGUUUCACAAAAAAAAUCUGUUUUGGUUUCAAAUGGUGUCAUCAGGGUCUUUAAAAAAUGAUAACCCUCUUUGUUAGAAAAACCAAAUAUUCUUAUGCAAUACUAAAUCUGUUGUGUUGGGUUGUAGUAGAUAUGCUGUACCUAAGUAAUAAUCUCUGUUAUGAUCCAAUGCUAUUUGGAUAUGCACAAGCCCACUACGACUAGUAAACCUCAGUCUCCCAGCAGAACAAACCCAGUCUGGAACACUGCUAGACAAUCCAGGUUUGAGAGGCCAAGUUUGUGGCCCAGGCAAAUAAGAGCAAGCGAAGAGGAUGAGGUGUGAACGCUCAGGGAGGUAACAGGUAGACCGAAGGAGAAGCAGCUCGCAUUGCAGAGCACUUGAUUAGCUGUUUUGUGAUUAAUGAGUUCUUUAAAAAUCUCUUUGAAGCACUCAUUUGAUACGAGGAGGUGGCUUGGCACACUGAACACGCAGUGCAGCACUUACUGUUCAGAAGAAAAGGAAGACAUGGAGAUAUGGCAGAUUUUCUGUUAUUUAUUUGCAAAGAAUCCGCUUUUUUUUUUUCUUGUAAUUUUUUAAUAGUUUGAUGGUCAAAAGAAAAUCAGUUUAGUAUUUUCUCUAACAUGAUCAGCUAAGGUCUACUACCAACACGGUUGUUCUGUUGUAAAGUGAAAAAAUGUUUUGCUCAAGUCUAAAUAUGAUUGAGCAGAAUGUAAUGUGUUCAUUAUUAAACAAGCAAUAUGCCUUGUGUGAGAA
This is a messenger RNA of Notolabrus celidotus (New Zealand spotty), 5185 nucleotides long. It is a transcript of the gene roraa, whose product is annotated as RAR-related orphan receptor A, paralog a. NCBI's taxonomy places the organism in Eukaryota, Metazoa, Chordata, Actinopteri, Labriformes, Labridae. Gene Ontology annotation, cellular component: nucleus. Gene Ontology annotation, molecular function: nuclear receptor activity; zinc ion binding; RNA polymerase II cis-regulatory region sequence-specific DNA binding. The record is from RefSeq and is a predicted model, not a curated record. Gene Ontology annotation, biological process: regulation of transcription by RNA polymerase II.